Cavenderia fasciculata is the source of this 6423-nucleotide messenger RNA. RefSeq lists its product as uncharacterized. The record is from RefSeq and is a predicted model, not a curated record. NCBI's taxonomy places the organism in Eukaryota, Evosea, Eumycetozoa, Acytosteliales, Cavenderiaceae. Gene Ontology annotation, biological process: meiotic chromosome separation; proteolysis. Gene Ontology annotation, cellular component: cytoplasm; mitotic spindle; nucleus. The coding region runs from base 1 to 6423 and encodes 2140 amino acids. The transcript is spliced from 9 exons. Gene Ontology annotation, molecular function: protein binding; cysteine-type endopeptidase activity.
AUGGAUACACUAGAUAAGGUCGUUCGUGUGUUGGAUGACGCAGACACUUUUAAAAAGAUCAUUACAGCAGCAAAGUCAUGCGACAAAGCUUAUACAAUCAUCACGAAUCAACUACAGACUGCUGUCAUUAACAAGUUGAUCACAUCUGAAAAGAAUGCAAAAUUAUUGAUAGAGGUAUCAGAGCAUUUACAAAAGGGUGUUGAACAGUUAUUUGGUAAUACCAAGACAUUGGUUGGAUUUGAGGAAGGUGCUGAGACGGCAAUGCGAUGUAACUUGUUUGUAUUGGAUGCUUUGCAAUCGUGGAGUGCUACACGACCCAAUCCACAUAGUUACAAGAGAUGGUUACGAUGCAUUUCAUUGCUAGGUGACGCAAAGAGAAUUGCCAUGGCAGUACAAGUAGCCGACAAGUUGUACGCGAUACUCAAACAAAACGAGACAGACUUUCCCUUGGAAAAAGAUCCAUCAUACUAUCAAAAAUUAAUGGUUCAUUGCAUGUUUAUCAAAAUGCAAUUGUCAGAGGAAAGACUAGUAACAAUGGAUGCUCAAGAAAUCGAUCAUCUCCGCUUGGAAUGGAGUCAACUCAAUGUAGAUAUUGUCAAAGAACGUUGUUUCUUUAAUGAAUCUUUAUUUCCAAAAUAUUUUAAUCGUUUAUUAUCUUUGGAUUUUUUAGGAAAAGAAGAAGAUUUUGUUUAUUUAUUAAUGAUUUAUCAAGUCACAAAUACACCAAAUGUAUUAAAUAGAUUUAUGGAUUUAUUAUUUGAUUUAACAAAGAAUGAUAUUUUACCAUUACUUUCUAAAAUAGCAUUGCCAAAUGACAUUGUAAAUAUUGUUUGGCUAUCGAUUCACACUAGUUUUUAUGUACAACAAUCGCAACCACAACAACAAGAUAUUCAAAAAAAGGCAUUGGAAUUAUUAAGCGUGAUGGAUAUGGUUGUAAACUCAACCAUUAAAUCAACUCUACCAAAUCAAAAAGAGAAAUAUCAAUUGGAUAUACUAUUGAUUAGAUUAUCAUCACUAUCAAAUAGAUUUAAAAUAUUAUCAAAAAUUAAUUCUGAUAGUAAAAAGAAUGUAUUGGAAAAAGAAUUAAAUCAAUUAUUACCAAUGAUUAAUCAAGUAUUGGAAGAUUGUAACAAAGGGGAAUAUGCAUUUCAAUUUGAUGAAAAUGAUAAAUCGAUUGGACAAUCUCCACAAGUACGUGACGAAAUAUUUAAAUUGCCAAAGAUCAUUGUAGAAAAUAUAUAUCUUGGCGUACAAUCACUAUUAUUACAACAACAACAGAGAGACAAAUGGUUGGCAAAUGAUUUAAUUAUCAAUCUUGUUAGAUUAUCAUUUGUAACUCCUUUUAUUAUGAAUCAAUGGUUAAGUAAUAUUGAUCAAAAAUAUUCUAAACAUUUGGAUAAAUUUAUAUUGGUUAAUUUGGGUAUAUUAAUUGAUUAUUCAAGUAAUGAUUUACAAUUUAGUCAAUUUGAAGAAAUGUUGAAUGAAACUAUUACAAGAUACUAUAAUGAACUGCAACAAGAAGAUGAAACACAACCUAAAAGAGAUCAAUCAAUUAUUACAGAGUUGGUUAGAUUACUACGUUUAAUAUGUACUAGGUAUCGUAAUGAUAGUGAUGAUAGAAAGGCAAUGGAGUAUUUUGAAAUGUCAUAUCUCUUGCUCAAAUCAUCACCCGUUCAAAAUAUCGAGUCUGCACACAGACUAUUACAACAGGCAUACCAUUUACUUAAACUCAACACCAAACACCAAGAGUAUGACCAAGCCAUUAAAUAUGUGUCUGACUGUUUCUCUUGGUUUAAUAUUUGUACAGACGGUUGGUUUGAUGGACAAUUGGACCAACCUUUUCAAUCAAUGGAUUCAUCAUCAGACACCAAACCAAUCACAUUACAAGGAAUAUUAAAAUCAUUCUCUAGAUUACAAAUGUCAAUACUUGGUCAAUUAAUUCAAGAUCAAGAAGAAUCAGAGGAAACAGAAGGACAAGAAGAUAUGGAAGACGUGGAAGAAGAGGAAGAAGAAUUAAAUAUAGAUGAAAUUAUAAAUCAUGAUAGAUUGAUUUUCAUUAGUCAGUUGGUUGGUAAUGAAUGUUCACAUAGUCUAUGUGCAGCAAUCUAUGAUUAUAUCAUUACUAGUUAUAAUGCAUAUAUUAUUAAAAGAGAUCCUGCUAUUCCAACCGACCUCAUUCGCUCACUCCAGAUGGCGACCAUCGACAGAGUGAUAGAGGAUGUCGAGGAUCGAUCAGUCAUUCUCAAAUCAAGAUAUCAAGUGGAAAAGGUCAAACUCAUGCGAUUAGAUCAAUCCCAAGACUCGGCUAUCAUCGAUCAACUAUUUCAUGCUAUUGUCGAUCAAUUGGAAGGGUGCAGAGAAGAGACAGAUAGUCACGAUGAUGGACAGAAUAUGAUCAGCCCAUUGACAUUGGCCAUUGAUAAUGAAUUGGCAAAAAUAUCAUUUUGGAAAGCAAUUACAUAUAUUGAAACGAAUCAAAACCAUUUUGAUCCCGAGUUAAUGGAGCAUGGAAGAAAACAGUUGGGUGAUAUGUCACAACAAAUUGAUGUAGAUGAUGGUGGUACCGAUCAAGAGGACAGUGUCUUUCCAAAAGAUAUGAAUGGGGGAUCGAGUGAUAUAGCAAAACACAUUGAAAAGGAAAGAACACAUCGAUAUCGACCUCCAGUUGGCACACCAAAAGAUUAUGUUGGAACAAAGUUGAGAGCAUCAUUGGAAAUAUGGUGUAGAAUAUCAAAUCAACUAACCGAACCAAAAGUUGAUGAAUCAGAUAUAACUGAAACCAUUAAACUCAACAAUAGAGCCAUCCUCUGUCCUUUAUCAACACUUUCCAUUUUAAUGACGAUUGCCGAUUUAUAUCAAUUCGAAGGUGACUAUAUUAGUUCAAUCAUGGCAUUAAAAAUACGUAUCAAUAUUAUUAAACAUAUUUAUCAAUCAAAUUCAACUCAAUAUAUUAUUGAAUUAUUAAAAAGUUAUAAUUAUUUAAUAUCAAUUUAUAUAUUGAUGGAGAAAUUUUCACAAUCUAAAUAUUAUUUCGAAUUAAAUAACAAGUUGUUUGAACAAUUAAAGACUGGAGUGGUGGCAACCAAACCAAAUGAAAGAGUGUCUUUGGAAAUAUCAUCACUACAACUUUUAAAUAAUAUUCAACAACUUGAAUACCAAUUCCAUAAGAUGACAAGUGUUACCACCACUACAGAUGAAACAAACAAAAAAAUGUAUAAUCAAAUUAUUGAAUUCUACAUUAAAAUAUGCAAGUUGGUGUCACUAGUGUAUUUAGAGUGCGCCAAUUCCAAUCUGGCACUCAAAGUGUCAAAUGAAAUGUUGGAUUUCCUUCAAUCCCUCAUUCCAUCAGAAUCAAAUAUAUCAUUGAAAAAGAAAAAGAACAAUAGUAGUAGUAGUUCAAUGGUGGAUAAUUCAGACAACAUGUCUAUCGAUUCUGAAGCUACCUCUUCUACUACUCAAUCGGAUGAAUGGAAUGGUAGUGGUGGUAAUAGUAAUGGUCAAUUAGCAUCAUAUCAAUCAAGCUUAUCAAAAUGGUCGUGUCUAACCAUUUGCCUAAACGCAAUAUUACAUUUGGCAAGUGUGUAUGAAUUAAGAGGAUGUCCGAGAGAAGCUCAUUAUUAUUAUGAAAGAGGUCUUUUGAUUGGCAAUAUUUACGGGUCGCUUAAAGUGACGUGUGAAUUUUUGGUGGAACUUGGCGAGUUGUGUUUUAACCGUCACAACUAUGUUGACAGCAAGAUUAACUUGGAAGUGGCGAUUUCUCUAGUUGCGAGGUUCGCACCAAAUGAAUCUAGAUUGAUCAAGAUUAAUCUACUCGCGAAAAUGUUGUUGGGUGAUUUGUACAGACGUCAAAAUAUCAUCACUCAAUCCACCAAGCUAUACAACCAGUGUAUAUCAAUGCUCGAUCAAAUGAACAACAGUAGUCUAUUAGAACAAUUUAAAAAUAGUCUUACCUUUGGUAACGACUCUACACCAAAAGAAAAAAGAUUAUUAAAAUUGACUAAAUCUAAAUCGACUGUCAACAUCAACAACAAGACAACAACAACAACAACAAAUUCAAAGACAAAGAUCAUUCAAGGAGAAGAAAAGAUUGGUAGUAGUUUAGAAUCAAUAUUAGAUUUAAUUAUUCAAGAAUCUAAUAAUGGUAAUAACAAAAAGAAUGAUAUUGGUGAAAUUGAAAAUAUAUUAAAAUCAAUAAGAGCUAGAAUACAAUGUAAAUUGGCAAAGAUAUUGAUGAUACGUGAAAAUUAUAAACAAGCAGUCAAGGAAUUGGAAGCUAUUAUCAAAGACAACAAAGAGACGGUUGGAACGAUCACUCUAUCCAUUUUAGAGUUACAUCUUGGUCGUGCCUAUUAUCUAAUGGCCAAGGAGAGUGAAAGAGAUAUGGUAUGGGCUCAUUACUUGGAUCCAUCAACUGUCACCAUCGAUCCAAACAUUCUCAAAGCAAGACAAAUGUUUUUACAUAGUUUUUCAAGAGUUGGGAUUUAUAAUAUUAUCAAAAUAUCAAAUCUACUAUGUCGUUAUAUAGCUUUUACAACUGGUACAAUCCUACCUUUUGUAACUGUUCAUUUUCUUAAUUUAUCAAUGGGAAUUAGAUUUAAACAUGAUAUGGAAUCGAUUGUAACAUAUCAACAAUCUAUCAAUAUUCAAAAGAGUUUUAAAAAGAACAAACAACAACCAGCAUCAGUACUGGUGGAUAUAAAGAAAACUAUGUUUUCAUGGAACUGUGGAGUUGAAAUACCUAGUCAAUUGGAAGACAAAAAGUUUAACAAGCAGUUGACCGAGUUGUACAGUGGUGAUCUCCCCACCGAAUGGUCAAUUUCAAAUAUUAUCAUUGGAAUUGAUCGAAAAUCAAUUGUACUCACUCGACUUUUUGGUAAUCAACCUCCAACCAUCAUUAAAAUUCAAAUGCCAGUUUAUCAAGUUGAAUUGGAACAAAAUGAUAAUAAUGAAAGUGAAGAAGAGGAAGAGGAACAAGAUGAAAGUGAUGAAGAGGAAGAUGAAAAAGAAGAAGAAGGUGACCCAGAAAUUAUAUUACCAUUUAUUGAUAAAUUAAGAAAUGAUAUCAAGACAUUGACAAUUGAAAAUUUGGCAAAUAAUCAUGAUAUGGUAACAGGUACUAAAGCAGCGAUGGACCAAAAGACUAAAAAAGAUUCAACUAUUCAAAAAUGGUUCCAAAAAAGAAAGAAUUUAGAAUCAGAGGUUGACAGAUUAAUCAAUUCAUUGGAUGAAAUACUCGGACCUUGGAAGAGCAUGUUGGUUGGUAACUUGUGCGACACAGAUGCAUUGGAAAAGUUGGAAAAGAAUAUUCCUCUUUUGGCAAAGGAUAUUAAGGGGGAGACUGAGACUGAUGCAUCGGAGGAGGAUGAUCAAGUUGACAGUAAACGAAUCGACCUCGGACUACUCAAACAAGUGUUUGUCGAAAUGCCCUACAUGAACGAUGAGAAUUUGUAUCAGUCGAUUAUAGAUCUCGUCGGGUUUGACCGAAUCGAUGGAUUGUACCCAUCGGACGAAUCCUAUUUGGAAACGAUUAAAGAGAAGCACCCACAAUACUCUCAACUCAAAAAGAUCAAGACUCUAUUCAUCAAACAUUUUACAGAUGUUUUUUCAACAUCCACAGCGUCCAAGACCAAAUUACCAAUUGCCAAACGAUUAGAGGAAAGUUUAGAACGUGUACGUGACGAGCCGAGAAUUCCAUCCAUCCUCAUCAUGGACAAGAAUCUUCAAUUGUUCCCCGUUGAAGCUAUGGAACCUCUGCGAUCACAAUCAGUGUAUCGUCUACCAUCAUUUUCAUUCCAUCAAUGGAUAACACACAGAAAUCGCGAGGAAACCAAUGAAAACUAUACAAUGGUCGAUCCCAAGAAACUAUCGUAUAUCCUCAAUCCAAAGGGUGACUUGGCAUCAACUGAAACCAACUUUUCAAAGCUUUUUGAUACCAAUCAAUUGUCCAAGACGUGGAAGGGUAUUAAAGGACGUGCUCCAACCAGCUCAGAAUAUCGAGAUGCACUCGAACAGAACCAACUUUUCCUCUACAUGGGACAUGGGUCGGGCGAACAAUACUGCUCUGGCAAGGAUAUCCAAAAGUUGUCCAAGUGUGCCGUCUCGAUGUUGUUUGGGUGUCGUAGUGGCAAUCUCGAGGAACAAGGUGAAUACGAACCCACAGGUGUCAUCCUCGACAUGUUGUUGGCAGGUAGUCAAGCAAUCGUUGGUCAUCUAUGGGAUAUUCCAUCGAUGGAUUCCGAUCGUCUAGCACAAUCAUUUAUCGAAAAAUGGUUCAUCGAACUCAAACAAAAUGUUGAAGGUUCCGAAACCGUAGACAUUGGUGAAGCAAUCUCACAUGCCAGAAAAUCAUGUCAAUGGAAAUUAUUAGUUGGUUCAAGUUGUAUUUGUUAUGGUCUACCUACUUAUCUAUCACCUUUUAAAUAA